UACUGUGGCAGGAAGCACUCAGCUUUACCAAGAUGUUGAGGAUAAUGAAGAGAAUUCUGCUGCUGCUCCAUUUGUGCAGUUACUUUAGUGCUGGGAGCUGUGGGAAGGUGCUGGUGUGGCCCAUGGAGUAUAGCCACUGGUUGAAUGUACAUGUGAUCCUCACUGAACUUGUACAGCGGGGCCAUGAGGUGACAGUCCUCAGACCUUCAUCUGCUGUUUUUCUUAAUCUCAAUAGUCCAUCCGAUAUAAAAUUUGAAACUUUUCCUACAUGUUCCAAUACAGAAGAAAUGAUGAUUUUUCUUCAAGGAAUGCUUGAUACCUGGAUAUAUACCAUGUCAAAGUACCCCUACUGGAAAUAUUUGCCACAGCUGCAAGACAUGUUCUGGGAGUUUUCUGAUGUUUAUUAUAACAUUACUAAAGGUGCAGUUCUGAACAAGAAACUUCUUACAAAAUUACAAGAAUCAAAGUUUGACGUCCUUCUUGCAGAUGCCAUGUUUCCUGGUGGGGACCUGAUGGCUGAACUACUGAAAAUUCCUUUAGUGUACACCCUCCGCUUCUCUCCUGGUUACACAUAUGAAAAGUACAAUGCAGGCCUUCUAUUUCCUCCUUCUUAUGUACCUGUUAUUCUGUCAAGACUAAGCGGUCAAAUGACUUUCAUGGAGAGGGUGAAAAAUAUGCUGCACUUGCUGUAUUUUGACUUCUGGUUUCAGACAUUUAAUGAGAAGAAGUGGAGUCAAUUUUACACUGAAAUUUUAGGGAGACCCACUACAUUAUCACAGAGUAUGGCAAAAGCAGAAAUGUGGCUCAUUCGAUCCUACUGGGAUUUGGAAUUUCCUCGCCCCACCUUGCCAAAUACUGAGUUUGUUGGUGGACUCCACUGCAAACCUGCCAAACCUUUGCCUAAGGAAAUGGAAGAGUUUGUGCAGAGCUCUGGAGAACAUGGUAUUGUGGUGUUUUCUCUAGGGUCGAUGAUCUACAACCUAACAGAAGAGAGGGCCAAUGUGAUUGCUUCAGCUCUUGCUCAGCUUCCCCAAAAGGUUAUUUGGAGAUACAGUGGCAAGACACCUGAUACCUUACAAGCCAAUACUCAACUGCAUGACUGGAUCCCCCAGAAUGACCUACUCGGUCAUCCCAAAACCAAAGCUUUUGUAACUCAUGGAGGAGCCAAUGGUGUCUACGAUGCCAUCAACCAUGGGGUCCCUAUGGUGGGGAUUCCUUUGUUUGGGGAACAGCAUGAUAACAUUGCUCACAUGGAAGCUAAAGGAACAGCUGUUGCAUUGGAUUUCCAGACAAUGUCAACUACAGAUUUGGUCAAUGCACUAAAGGAAGUCAUGAACAACCCUUCCUUUAAAGAGAAUGUCAUGAGGUUAUCGACCAUUCACCAUGACCAGCCAGUGAAGCCCCUGGACCGAGCAAUCUUCUGGAUCGAGUUUGUCAUGCAUCACAAAGGGGCCAAGCACCUGCGGCCACUCGCCCAGAACCUCACCUGGUACCAGUACCACUCUUUGGAUGUGAUUGGCUUCCUGCUGGCUUGUGUGGUGACUGUUACUCUCCUUGUCACAAAAUGUUGCUUGUUUUGUUAUCAGAAGAUUGUGAGGAUAGGAAAGAAGAAGAAGGAGUAGAGCUGGUUGAGAUCUAUAAGUGGUAGGCGUGCUGGGCCAGAUUAUUGUGUUUUAAUUUACCAUUUAUGAUAAAGGUGUGGGGAGAUGGUUCUCAACAUUUUACAAGACUGUUACUUUCCUGAUCUGCUAUUUUAUUUCAGUGAAACAUUAGAGCAUGCAAUUCUAAUUUCAUAAUUCCUGAAAUAAUUCCAGUUUGGUGUUUGCUUUUACAUUUUAUCAUACCUCUUAAAAAUUCACAAUUAUUGAAACUUCCAUUUGAAAAGAAUAACGAUUUAUUUGCAUUUUCAGAAAUAGUGUGUCUUUAAAUACAAUGAUAACAAAAGCACUGUCCUGAGUCUGUACAGGUAAUGAGAAGGAAAUUAGAUAAAAUUGGGAAGAUCAACUCAGACUCUGAAGUGGAAGAGAGAAACUGCAGUUUCAACUCAGGUCAAAUUAUACUAAGGCAAAUGUGACUGAAAUUUUGUAGAGACCAUGGGGCCUGUGUUGAUGUCCUCAUGCACUAAGACUGUGGGCAGAAUUAUAGAAGUUCGGCACCAACCUGGGCAACCAUGGAAGACUCUGUCUUAGGGAAAGGAAAGGGCAAGAAGAAAAUUUAAGAUAUUCAAUACAUGGGCUCCAAAUACCAAAAAGGAAGGUAAAAUAUUUAUCUUCAACGUAAGUGAAGAAUAAGAAGAAAAGGAAAAAGAAAAUGGGGUAAGGAAAUUUAGAGACAGAAAAAGGGACAUGAGUGGGAAGGUAGAAGGAGGUUAGUAAAAAAGGGACAAGCUGUGGCAUAUACAUGGACCUCAUCCUCAAGUUGAAACUAGAUGCAUGUACUACAAACAUGUACUAUGAAAAUUCAAAUUAAAAUUAAAGAAAGAAAAAGGUUAGAAGAUGUAGCUCAGUGGUAGAGUAUCCAAAACAUGCACACACACACUAUAUUCAAUUCCUAGCUGUAAUUGUGUAGCUUUGUGAUAUCUUUGUAUAGAAAAAAAGGUGUCUUCUAUACAAUCUUAAAUAUUCACAAGUUAAUAUUCUGGACUUUGAAAUUCUAAGAAAUUUUGUAUGAAAAGGAAAAUAAAUGUUUACAACUUUGAAAAUGUG
This is a messenger RNA of Chinchilla lanigera (long-tailed chinchilla), 2705 nucleotides long. Its product is annotated as UDP-glucuronosyltransferase 2B17-like. Lineage: Eukaryota; Metazoa; Chordata; Mammalia; Rodentia; Chinchillidae. Bases 33 to 1622 code for a protein of 529 amino acids. The transcript is spliced from 6 exons. The record is from RefSeq and is a predicted model, not a curated record. Gene Ontology annotation, molecular function: UDP-glycosyltransferase activity.